GCUUGUGACACAAUAAUUUUUUUUUUUGACUUCUUAAAAACUCUAUGGCAUUACGUGCCUAAUAUUCGAAGUAUUUAAGGUGAUAACCUUGAAUUUAAGGAGUGUUUAUUGAGAGGAAUUAUGAAAAUCAAGUCUUGUCUAGAACUGUAAAGGAGUAUGGAAUAUUUCAAUUUUUUACCAUGAAUAAUCAAUACGCCUACAUGCACACAUGAAUAACGACUGAAUACCAAUCCAAAAAAUUUCGAUUAUUUGUGGGAGGUUAGGAAAAAUGAAAAGUUAUGGAUGUGUUCGGCUUUAUUAUUAGUAUCGUUAUCACAUCAGUUGAGAUAUGACACAUCUGUUUUUGUCAACAUAAACUAUUGCGAAAUUUAUAUUAGCUGAUUUGUGAGGGCUUUAAAUAGGGCUAAACCAAAUUAUCAGUCUUAUAGUAGCUAUCAUCGCCGUGACAUCGAUCAUUUGUGAGAAUACAAGGGACUACGACAUGCAAUUUUUUAACCCUGUCAACUUGGAUUUUACUGUAGCCUUCACUAAAGAGCUAAGUUAAGGAUAUUGACCUUGUCGACUGUUCUCGUUUGAUUCAGUUUUUACGUAAAUUAAUGAUCGAUGCCAGAAGCCAUUUAUAGUGUUGACUAGUUUGAGUUGAGAGUAAAGAAAACGGCGAGGAAUAAAAACAGCAACAUUAAUGAACAUUAAACAUUAAUGCGCACGUUAUUCCAUUCAUCGAGUGACGAAGUACUAACGGUUUCAUUGUGUUCAGCUGGAAUGGGUGCCCCAACAUCGACUGUGAGGGAAAGUCGUGAACAACAAACAGGUGCACUGAAAAUAGCCUGGGUCACGAGUUCACCGAAUGAUAUAAUUGAAGGCAAACCAAGGGAUUUGCAAUGCUUUUUCUCGGGAAUGCCACUCCCACACGAGGUCCAUUGGUACAAGGAUGGAGAACUAAUCACAAACGAAACAGAAGGUAUUUAUCACUCAGAGGACGAGAAAGAGAAGAACGGCGAAAAAACUCUCCGAAGCACACUUCAUCUUCCGCCGGGACGUGAGGAGCAGGAAGGAUUUUACAAGUGCAGUGCAAGAAACAGUAUUCCGAGCAGCGCGUCCUUUGAGAUACAGAUGAUAUAUGAAUGUCCAUUAGCAAAAGGCCCAACCAAUCACUCAUCGGAGAUUCGUGCGCACAAAUCUUCUAACGUCAGCUUGUCAUGCUGGAUUGACUAUGAUGACUAUUGUCCAGAAGAACUGCUUUGGAAGUUAAACGACGAACCAGAACCCCUGCCCGAAAGCGGUAAAAAGUAUAAAGUGGAACUAAAAGACACGCACACCAAAUGCCAGAAAGAAUUCAUCCUCUCCAUUUUUGACGUUACGGAAAGUGACGAGGGAACAUACAGUUGCCGCUGGCUCUGCGAGUACGAAAACACCACAAAAGCUGCCAUUGAUUUGAAAGUAGUCGAUGACCUGCAGACAGGAGUUAUAGGCAGGUUUUAAAGUAUCUUGGAUUAUGCAUUGAAGAUGAUGACCAGGGCCAGGAUGCGUUCUGGAAGCAGCGUGGAUUAGCUAAUAUAGUGGACUAAAGUUACAAUAUUAUCAAGUAAUCUGUGUGGAGUUUUAUCGUUUUCUUUUUUGUUUUUGUUUUUUCGUCAUGGCAUUUUUAAAGUUUAGACAAAGUCAAACCGUAAUUUAGAAUUAUCAGUGAAAUAAGCUUUGAAACAACAGAAGUAAGAACCUUGGUUAACAAUAUGAAUCAUGGAAUUAGGUUAAUCGGCUUUUGAGCUUUUCCCCACACUUGAAAAGGACUCUGUAGAUGGAAUCUAUAAAAUCAAUCAGCAAUAGUGUGCAACGUGAAGCUUUAAAAUGUUUUAGUUCUUAUUCAUAAUUAAGCAAAAGAGGACUUUUUACGUGUUUAUACAGCUUCAUCCAAACACGAGGGCACACAGUCGAGGGUUUGCAUAACUUUCGAGAAUUCUCCCAAACCCCCGAGUGUUUAGAUGCGGCUAUGUAAACACGGA
Orbicella faveolata is the source of this 2003-nucleotide messenger RNA. Its product is annotated as neuronal cell adhesion molecule-like. The record is from RefSeq and is a predicted model, not a curated record. NCBI's taxonomy places the organism in Eukaryota, Metazoa, Cnidaria, Anthozoa, Scleractinia, Merulinidae.